GUGGCGGAGGAGCUGCAGAGUGGACCAAUAAGCAAUGAGGAGAAGGAGCUGCUGCACCUACUGACGUCACCACAUCUGAAGGCGGUUCUCUCAGUGCAUGACACUGUGGCUCAGAAGAACUUUGACCCUGUGCUGCCGCCGCUGCCCGAUGACUUCGAGGAUGAGCUGGAGGAGGAGUCAGUGAAGAUUGUCAGACUGGUGAAGAACAAGGAGCCUCUGGGAGCCACCAUCAGGCGGGAUGAAGCCACUGGAGUGGUGAUGGUCGCUCGGAUCAUGAGAGGAGGUGCAGCUGAUCGAAGUGGUUUGGUCCAUGUAGGAGAUGAACUCAGGGAGGUCAACGGAGUCUCUGUGAUUCACAAGAGACCUGAUGAGAUCAGUCAGCUGCUGUCCCAGUCCCAGGGCUCCAUCACUCUCAAGAUAAUCCCUGCCAUUAAGGAAGAGGACCGACUGAAGGAGAGCAAGGUGUAUAUGAGAGCCUUGUUUGACUACAUCCCGCUGGAGGACAAGGCCACACCCUGCCAAGAGGCGGGACUUCCCUUCAAACGAGGAGACAUCCUGCAGGUCGUGACGCAGGACGACCCCACGUGGUGGCAGGCCAAACGUGUGGGAGACAGCAACCUGCGGGCCGGACUCGUCCCGUCCAAACAGUUCCAAGAGAGGCGACUGGCCUACAGGAUGAAAAUGGGCACGCUCCCGAAUCCAAAAUCCCCUAAAAAGCCCGCCUACGACCAAGGAUGUGAUAAAG
Molecule: messenger RNA, 745 nt
Organism: Paralichthys olivaceus (Japanese flounder)
Lineage: Eukaryota; Metazoa; Chordata; Actinopteri; Pleuronectiformes; Paralichthyidae
Source: RefSeq, a predicted model, not a curated record